Molecule: messenger RNA, 1901 nt
Organism: Cataglyphis hispanica
Lineage: Eukaryota; Metazoa; Arthropoda; Insecta; Hymenoptera; Formicidae
Product: protein ABHD11-like
Exons: 4
Coding region: 1042-1890 (282 amino acids)
Cellular component (GO): mitochondrion
Molecular function (GO): catalytic activity
Source: RefSeq, a predicted model, not a curated record
GAAUGACUCAAUUGUUAUAAUACAUUACAUUGAACCUUACAUAUUAUAUUAAUAUUAUAUCAAUGUCAUCGAUGUUGUUUUGACAUUAGGUUGACGCCAGGAUAUUUUUGAAGAAAUAUAUGUCUUAAUGUUUAUUUUGUAUUGUUUGAACAAAAAUGCCUUUGGCAAAAAAGAAUAUAAAUUUGUUUUUGUAUGUUUAUAAAUAUUGUAUUAUUAUAAUUUAUAUAUAAACUCUCCCUCUCUAUUUAGAGAAAUAUGUUUUAUAUAUACAUAUGUAUAAAUUCAAAUGCAUAACAUAAAUAUGCUAAUAUUCUUUAUACAAAUAUUUCUAAUUUUUAAAUUCAAAAGCUAUAUAUAAUAUUAUAAAAUCUUUACAUUUAAUAAUAUUCUCUAUUAUUGCUCUCAAAUGUGUAAAUAAGAUAUGUAAUAAAAUAAGAGAGACAGAAACACAAACUAAAUUAUAAAUAAUUAUAUUUUUAUUUUCCAUAGAAUAAUAUAUUUGAUGUCAUAAUAGAGUCAUGUCAAAACAGAGUUUAUAGUCAUAAAUAAUAGUGAUAAUCAGAGAAUAUUAAUAGAAAGUCGCAUUUUUCACAGUUUCCGAGUUCCUAUUCCUUUAUUUUUAUGAAAUAAGAGUUUGCUUGCAAUGACCUUUGCUUGCAAUGACCUUUGCUUGCAAUGACCUUUGCUUGCAAUGACCUUUGCAUGAUAAAAGUAUUAAAUUGAUAAACACUCUUCAGUUUUCUCAGUUCUGAAACUAUAUUCUUCCAAUGCGAAAGACAGUUAGUUUAAUUUAUUAUCCCUACUUUAUUAUCUAUAAUAUAUACCCUAAUUUAUUAACUAUAAUUGUUAGAAAUAUAUCGGAUAAAUAUUAUAUUCAAGUAUAUUAAUGAUCAUAUUAAUAAUGCCGAUAAGCCGAAAUGUAUCGGUUACAUUGCGAAAACUUAUUACCGACUUAUCUUGUUCAGCUAAAAAUUUACAUUCUUCUUGCCGCCAAUAUUUGUAUAAUAAUCCUUCAUCUUUUGUUUUCAAUUUUUUUUCAGAAUGGCUUCAGUAAAAAUAGCUUAUACUUUGUACGAAUCAGUAAAGAAACAUGGGUGGAAUCAAACUGCAGAGCAACCCAUUAUAAUAAUGCAUUGCCUCUUUAGUUCGAAAAACAAUUGGGAUAUACUAUCGAAAACAAUUCAUCAAAAAACCAAGCGCAAGGUCAUAGCAAUAGAUGCUAGAAAUCAUGGUGAUUCUCCACAUACAUCAAACAUGUCUUAUAAGGAUAUGACAGAAGAUGUGAUACAGCUUUUGUAUAAUCUAAAGUUUGAGAAAGCUAUUCUACUUGGCCACAGUAUGGGUGCUUUGACCGCGAUGUAUGCUGCAUUAAAUUUUCCACAACAUGUCGAGAAAUUAGCAAUUAUUGAUAUGUCUCCCAUAAGAAGUCCCAGCUCUAGUCUCUUGCUGAUAAAGAAAAUCUUUGAAGCAAUGAGUGUAGCAACAGCAGAUGGAAGUCCUACUUUAUCAGAAGCACGUAAAAUAAUAGACCAACAGCUUGAAAAAUCUAUUAAAUCUAGUACAAUGCGUCAGUUCUUAAUAGCCAACUUGGUAGAAGUGGGCUUGGGAAAGUACAAAUGGCGUCUGAAUUUACCAGUAUUAAUGCAAACAUUCUCAACUAACAUAGCUGUAUUUCCCAAGAUAGAUUCAAAGAUCUAUGCAAAACCAACAUUAUUCAUAUGUGGUGCUAACAGUGAAUAUGUGCCUAUGGAAGAUCACGACGCGAUUAAAAAAUUAUUUCCCUUGGCAGAAUUUCGUUACAUAGAGGGUGCAAAUCAUUGGGUUCAUGUAGACAAACCUAUCGAUUUUAUCGAUGUUUUAACGAAUUUUAUAAAUCUGCCGGUCUUUUGAUGCUCAUAAAU